Hyphopichia burtonii NRRL Y-1933 is the source of this 1123-nucleotide messenger RNA. RefSeq names its product Aga1p (gene AGA1). The record is from RefSeq and is a predicted model, not a curated record. The transcript has 2 exons. Lineage: Eukaryota; Fungi; Ascomycota; Pichiomycetes; Serinales; Debaryomycetaceae. Bases 38 to 1123 code for a protein of 361 amino acids.
GCCUUUUAUAUCCUCUUAUACCCUAUACCCUUGGAUAAUGAAUCAACAGAAAAUAUUACCUCCAGCUAAUGGUAAGAAAUUAUGGAGAGUUAGAAGAACUCCAUCUAGCUCAAGUCAAUCAUCAGGGCAAGAAUCAAAUAGCUCAAUUGAAUGCUUACAAAAUUCAUUGAAAAUUGCUGCUGCUGGUAAAUCAUAUACUACAAGAAAACCUCCAUCAAGAAGACCAAAGACAAAACCAGGUAUGCCAACUGAUUUUGUUUUUGUUGAUUUGUCUCCAGUCAAAUCAGAAGCUUCUAUCGCUACUACCAAGUCAUUAAGUGAUUCUCCUAUUAAUAUGGAAUCUCCAAUGUUGGAUUUAUCAAGUGAUUCAAUUAGCGAUGUUUCUCAUAAUGAUUCAAUCUUCAGUAAUCCUUCCUAUUUAGGAAAUUUCUCACCAAUCGACGCACCUCAUCAAUUUACCGAUUUUGACACUAAUGCCGCUCCCGCACUGGCCAAUGUGCAGGACGAUAGCCUUUCUAAUACCCUUUUAGAAUCAAAUGUCAAUAAUGUUGGAUUAGGAAUAAAUUUUAAUGAAUCAAAUGAAAUUGAAUCUUUAUUAUUCCAAAACCAAUUCAAUUUCAAUCAAUAUUUGGAUUACCAUUGCCAAUUCCAAGAGCAACCUACACAAUCAAUUGAAAAACCAGUUGAAAAACCAGUUGAAAAACCAGUUGAAAAACCAGUUGAAAAACCAGUUGAAAAACCAGUUGAAAAAUCAACUGAAAAACCAGUUAAUAAAAGAGGAAGAAAAAAUCAAUUUCAAUUUAAAACCUAUAACGGUCCAAAUUUGAAAAAACUGAAGGUUGCUAAAUCAGCCAAGAAGAUUCCAACUUUACCUCCAAGUCCAAAUAAUAAACUGGGUGAUUUACAAGAUUUCAUGACUCUCAAUAAUCAAAUUGAACUGUUUUUAAAUACAACUAAUCAAAAUGAAGAGAUUUUGACUCCAACUUCCGAUUAUAAUUCUGAAGUUGAAGAAUUUAAUCAAUUUGAAAAUCCAGCUAUCGAACCUUCAUUUUUGAAUGGUGAAAUUGAUGGAUUUUUCAAUGAUAGACGUGAAUUUGAUUUAAAUGCUUUUAUUGCAAUUUAA